Messenger RNA from Triticum aestivum (bread wheat), 1618 nucleotides. Its product is annotated as structural maintenance of chromosomes flexible hinge domain-containing protein GMI1. Bases 149 to 1603 code for a protein of 484 amino acids. Lineage: Eukaryota; Viridiplantae; Streptophyta; Magnoliopsida; Poales; Poaceae. The record is from RefSeq and is a predicted model, not a curated record. The transcript is spliced from 16 exons.
CUUUGUAUUCCCACCACCCCAUCUUUUCCCUUCCCAGCAUUCAAAACCCCCAGCUGCUGCCUGCGCCAAGGGCUUUUCCAUCGCCUCCUCCUCACCAAACGUGCUUCCCUUUGGGGUUUUCUCAUUGGUCCCGUCGCCUGAUGUGAAGAUGGCGAGCAGUGCAUCCGAGAAGUGGGCUGUGGUGCAAUACGGACACCACGGUCCUGCAACCAAAGUCUACCGGUUUCAGAUCCUGUUGCCAAAUGGCACAAGCACCAGCCUCAAGCUGCGCGAUCCUGGAGAAGAGAUGCCGCUUUCUGAUUUCUUACAUUGUAUUCGGAAAGAGUUGGGCGAUGCCUCCGCAUAUGGUGGUCAAAGGCGGGGAAUUGAAUGGGAUGGCGAUGUUUAUCUAGAGGACCUGCUGGAUCGAAAGAUAGACAAGAAAGUGCAGUUUAGUGAUUUUGUCACUAAGGGUACCAACAUAUUAAGACUCCAGGAUGGUGAAGAAUUUGUCAGGACAUAUGAGAAUAUGUGGGACCUUACACCUCCGACUGAACUGCUUCAAGAGCUUCCGGCAGAAUAUAGCACUGAGAGUGCUCUUGCAGACCUUGUUGACAACUCAUUACAGGCUUUGUGGUCAAAUGGUAGCAAAGAAAUAAAGUUAAUCAGGAUAACUGUUGAUGGAGAAAAGAUUGUGGUUUUUGAUACUGGUAGGGGGAUGGACGGUUCAGAAGAUAAUUCUAUCUCUAAAUGGGGUACAAUGGGUUCUUCUAACCACAGAGUAUUUCGGAAACAAGGUAUCGGCGGGAAAGCGCCAUACUUACUGCCUUUCUUUGGCAUGUUUGGCUAUGGUGGAACUAUUGCAUCGAUGCAUCUUGGAAGAACUGCCGUAGUUUCUUCUAAAACUAAGGAAUCAAGGAAAGUGUUUACCUUGCAUCUUUCGAGGGAGGCUCUGUUGGAGAAGUCUUCAUCUAAACUCAGCUGGAAGACUGCUGGAGGAGUUAGAGAUCCAUCUGAAGAAGAGUUGGCACUGUCGCCACAUCGAAGUUUUACACAGGUGGAAAUCCACGGCUUGAAUAGGCACUUGGAGCCAGCUAAACUUCGAGGAUUUCUGAAGGACAUAUAUUUUCCAUAUAUACAGUAUGACGAGGAUAAUGGAUCUACGAGUACAAGGAGGCCAGUUCAAUUUGAGGUGAAUGGUGUAGAUUUAGCAGAAAUACAGGAAAGUGAAGUGACACUUACUAAUCUGCACUCUUCUAAUGGUCCUGAUUUCGAUCUGCAUCUAAAAUUUGCUUGUACUUCAACAAAUGGAGCUAGUCGCCAAGCACAUGCUCGGAUCAAGUGUGUAUACUUUCCAAUUGUCAAGGGAAAAGAAUCUAUCGAUUCUAUUUUAGAAAAGUUAAGCGAAAAUUCCUUGGGGGUGAAAGAAAACUUUGACAAUUUUUCACGUGUGUCAGUCCGCCGACUUGGCCGGUUACUCCCUGAUGCAAGAUGGGGUUCUCUUCCUUUCAUGGAACCUAAACAGAGUAAAGGACAAAAAGCUGAACUACUGAAGCGAUGCUGCAAGAGGGUGAAAUGUUUUGUUGAUGAGGUUUUCAUAAUAUUACUUCAAGUUCAUAUCUGAAAGAAUCAGAAAACU